AUGGAGGAGAGUUCACCCAACGACAAGUUUAAAUUGGUUCUACCUCCCGAUUUGUUAAAAUCGAGAGAUUUUAAUUUAAGUUUUGACGAAGGUGAAGCUUCGGGAUCAAGAUAUUUUGACAAAGAAGGUAAAGAAGAUAAUGAGUUAAUGUUUACGGUUCUGGCGAGGGAAGGUAGAGAAGACAGCGAUUUAAAUUUUUACGAAGGCAGAGAAGAUAGCAGUUUAAGUCUUGACAAAGAAAGGGAAGACUUUAUAAAUGUUAGCUACGAUGAUUAUGAUGAAUCCGACGCUAAUAAAAGGAGUCCUUCGUCCAAAAGGCGUCGUAAAAACAAUUCUGUUUCACAAACGCCUUCACCAACAUCACCACCACCAAUAUCACCGCCGAAAUCUUAUUCUUCACUAUCUCCUUCGCCUAUAAGAAGAGUAUGUUUAGAAUGUCCACUCCAUUUCUCGACAAAAACUUUUGAUAUGAUGGCUUCCCAUUCAGGAUCAAAAAAUGGAAUCAACUCAAGGUUAUCAUCUGACGCCGAUGAAAUUUGUCCGAUAUGUAAGAAUAAUAGAUACCUUACACCUAAUAUGAAACUACUUGUUAGCGACUGUUAUCAUAAAAUGUGUGAAUCAUGUAUAGAUAGAUUAUUCGCCAACGGAGCGGGACCAUGUCCGAUUUGUCAAAGAAUUUUGAGAAAAGUUAGUUUUAUAGAACCCACCUUUGAAGAUUUACGUGUAGAAAAAGAAGUAAAGAUUAGAAGGAAUUUAUCAAAGCAGUUUAAUAAACGGCAAGAAGAUUUUCAGAAUUUACGUUUAUACAAUGAUUACUUGGAAAUGGUUGAAGAGAUCGCGUGGAAUCUUAUCAAUGAAGUGAACAAAAAAGAAACCGAAGCUUUGAUUGACAAAUUUGCUAAUGAAAAUAAAGAAAUAAUAGCUCAUAAUAAACGAAAACAAGAUGAAGAAACCAAAAUGGUAAAUUAUCUUAAUGAAAAGGAGAAAUCAGAAAAGCGUUUGAAAUUUGAAAAUUACAAAAAAGAAUUGGACGAAGAGAAAAAAAGAAGGGAGAAACAUGAAGCCGAAUUAAUCGAAGAACUGGCUAAUUCAAAAGGUUCUGCGGCCGAUAUUCUAGCAGAAAAGAAGGCCAUGAGAGAAAGUUCCCGUAGUCAAGAACUUAAUAAUUCACAAAUUUAUCCUUCACCAAGAGAUAAUCAUCUUGGUUCAUGGUAUAAUAAUAAUAUAGAACCAGUAGAAGAUACACAAGAAUUUGAUCCAAUUUCCUCCGAAUAUUUGGACAUUGAUUGUUAUACACUCAAAGACAAAUAUUAUGAUCCGUAUACGGAAAUCAAUACUCGACUACGUGCUGGUGGAUUUGUUCCAAAAUUUGUACAUGAAAGAGCUUUACAAGCUGCAUUUUCUGGACUUUUUACAUUUACCAAAUCCGAUGAUAUGGAAGUUGAAUAA
Molecule: messenger RNA, 1449 nt
Organism: Funneliformis caledonium
Lineage: Eukaryota; Fungi; Glomeromycota; Glomeromycetes; Glomerales; Glomeraceae
Source: the annotation of a GenBank genome assembly